ACUUCCGGGCUGCUGCGUACGUUGUCAUAGCGACCAUUUUACGUUAACUGGUUUGUGGUGUCUAACCUGGGGGCCCGGCGAUUGCGGGGACCUUGCUGCCCGCAUUCUCCGUCGCUUCCUGCGGCCGAAAGGCCAGACAGGGCUGGGGGAAUCCGGCCUAGGCGUCCGCGUCGCCGGGUGCGAGCGGGAUGGCUGCGGAAGAAGAGGACGAAGUGGAAUGGGUGGUGGAGAGCAUCGCUGGGUUCCUGCGGGGCCCGGAUUGGUCUAUCCCCAUCUUGGACUUUGUGGAGCAGAAAUGCGAAGUUUUUGAUGAUGAAGAAGAAAGCAAAUUAACCUACACAGAAAUCCAUCAAGAAUACAAAGAGCUGGUUGAAAAGCUGUUAGAAAGUUACCUCAAAGAGAUUGGAAUUAAUGAAGAUCAGUUUCAAGAAGCGUGCACGUCCCCUCUGGCGAAGACGCGCACAUCACAGGUGUGUUACCUGACUGCUUAACUGAUGGUGCAGAUGUGGUCAGUGACCUUGAACAGGAAGAGAUGAAAAUUCUAAGAGAGGUCCUCAGAAAAUCAAAAGAAGAAUAUGACCAGGAGGAAGAAAGGAAACGAAAAAAGCAGUCAUCAGAGGCUAAAAUGGAAGAACUGCCAGUAUACACGAGUGAAGCUGAAAAAAUGAGUAAUUCCCAAGGGGAUGGUGAACACUUUGUACAGCCACCCUCAGAAGUUAAAGUGCAUUUUGCUAAUCAGUCAGUACAACCCUUGGCAAGAAAGAUGGAGUUGUUGCCUGAAACUUCCUCCCUCACACAAAAAGGUUUGAAGAUACCUGGCUUAGAGCAUGCAAGCAUGGAAGGACCAAUAGCAAAUUUGUCAGCACUUGGAACAGAAGAGUUACGUCAACGAGAGCAUUAUCUCAAGCAGAAGAGAGAUAAGCUGCUGUCCAUGAGAAAGGAUACGAGGACAAAGCAGAUCCAGAAUACUGAGCAAAAAGGAAAGCCUACCAGGGAGGCAGAGGAAAUGACAGAGAAGCCAGAAAUGACAGCAGAGGAGAAACAAACAUUACUAAAGAGGCGAUUGCUUGCAGAGAAACUUAAAGAAGAAGUUAUUAAUAAGUAAUAUGAAAAAUUAGCAAAACAGAAGCCCAAAUUUUCUUAAAAAUAAAUUAUUUAAUCCUUAAACAAAGACUGUUAGUUUCAAGCAAAUACUUGCUUUUCUAAAUGCAACUGUGAACUGACUAUUAUUUUAAACAGGUAAAGGCAAGAGGGAAGGCAAUUUAAAAAACGUCUGCAGAAAUCCAGGUAUGAUGGUGCAUGCCUAUAAUCCUAGCACCCAGGAUGCUGAAUGAAGUAGAAGGAUCAGGAGAACUCCUGGUCCUCUCCAGUGUCAGAGCAAAUUGGAGGCCAGCCUAGUUUACAUGAUGAGUCUGUCUCAAAUAACCACAAUAAAUAAAUUUAAAAAUAAAACAAAAUUUUGGAUGUUUUCUCUUCAAAGAAAUUAGUUGAUAGUGCAUGCAUUCAUGUCACGUAGACAUUGUUUGUGUUAAGCAUGAUACAUACCAAGGGUAUAGUAGUCAAUGAUUCUGACAGGGUCCCUGCUUUCAUGGGGCUACCGAUGGCCCAGAGAGCAGUGUUAGAGAGUAAAAGUGCAGUGGUAACAUGGCAAGUGGUUGCAUGGAGAAGAGAGGUGUGCAGUAGCUUAGGAAGCACAUGCCGAACUAAACAUGUGUGACUAGGAGGACGGUUAGCAUAGGAAAAGUGAUAGUGGGUUUGGGUAAUGUAGAACCUGAUAGGAAAUGUAAAAACUUUCAUUUUUUAAAGGUGUGGUUACAAGGCAGACAGCUGUGUUAGUAGUUUUGGAUUUAUCAGGUAUGAGACAAUCCAAAGGUGGUAUCUUGGAUAUGGUAAGAGAGUUUUAUAUUUGAAGCAGGACAUUUGGAAAAUAAAUGUGAGAAAUGUAGGAAAUAAUUACCUUUUCUGCAAAAGUUGUUAAGGAUUCCCUGACUGAACCUGUUGAGGAAAAUGCUACCUACCAUAGAGUGCUGGUCUUUCUAAACAUCAAAUCAGGCUUAGCAGCAAGCUCCUUUACCCACUUAGUGAUCUUGCUGGCCUCAACUGGGAUUUUACUAAAAUUUCAUCUAAUCUGUUUGAAUGUAAAAUGUAAAACCUUCCACCUGCAGAAAAACUAGUGAUUAAAACACGUGAAUCUGUUUCACAUAACUUUUUAUUAAAAAUAGUUUUUUAUUAGGUACAUGUUUACAGAUAUUUUUAGGACCUAAGGCAUACAAAUGUGUGCUCUGACUUGAACUAGCUGAGUGGAGAUAAUGCUGUAAGCACCCCAGCCUGCAUGAGGGUCGUCAUUCAGGACAGCAGCUACUGUGGAAUCUUCCUAGUUGUGCCUUCCAAGGAUCCUUUCAUCAUGUGGGUGAGCAUAUGCAUUACACAACUGUUGCCCUUGGACUUUAAGAAAACAUUCAUAUUUCCAUUGUAAGAAACACUUCCCAUAAUAAUGUCUUAAAAGUUUGAAGUUCCUCAGAAAGGAAAAUUAAAGGAAGUCUUUAUAUGGUACAGUACUUUAGUUAACAUAACAAAAGAGUUAACAGAACAGUUUAUAGAUCAGGGCUGCUUAGAUUCUAAGCACUAAGAUGGUAGAGGCUUCAUAAAACUUGUUUGAAAGAAUGCCUACUCAUACAGUAACUUACUGAUAUUGGCUGAAAGAAUCCCAGUUCACUUGUGAUACAAGAUGAAUGCAUGAUGUAUGUGCACCUUUGUUUAGAGGUGAGAAUGGCUUUAUGCUGUUAGGUUUGCUCAAGGUUUACCUCUUGUAAGUGAUAUUUAAAGAAUGGUUGAGUCUUGCAUUUAAGACUUUCUGACCUAGUGGCUUAUAACAUAUCUUUAUGGAUUUUAUCAGCCUUUAAAAGACAAUGUAAACUGGACAUAUCUCAAAAAUAGUUCACUUAUUCACUUAUUUUACAAUAAAACAAACAGAAGCCUCAAUCAUGGAAUUAUAGGGUCACAUUUUAAUUCCUGAAUUUUACAGUUUAGCAGUAAUAUCACCACAUGUAUACAAAUGGUGUAAAACAAGUACAGUGGUAUUUUUAAUACAAAAUAAACAUCUGUUUUAUGGAAAAACUAUACUUCGUAUCUACACGGACAGCCCAUCUUUUCCAAACAAUAGCCAAAAUUAAAAUUAACUCCAAAAUUUCCAACACAGGAAACUGCUUUUAAGCUAUUCCAGGAAAAAUGGACCCAUAACAUAUUAUAGAGCUGAUCUAAAAGACUGGAGCUAGAAUUACUAUUUUUAGAUCUUUUUUUUUCUCAAUGCAUUAAAUUGUAGUUUGGGGUCAUUUUUCUCAUCUCAGCAAUGAUCUUAGAUCAUAGAUGAGCAAACUAACAUUAAAAUAUUUACAGUUAACUUGUUCUAAAAAAUAAAAGCUCUUAACAGCUUGCUUCAAUUAUUUUAAGUUCAUUUACAUACAUGGAAUGUGCUUUUUAAAUCUCUUAAAAAAGCAGCUUUCACAUCACCCUCUUGUCUGUGGAAGAGCUUCCUAGGCUGCAUAUGACUGUGAUAUUUAAGUAGCCUCUAGGCUAGAAUGACCUGCAGAUAUUAAGUGCCACUUAACUCAGCACCAUUCUUUGUUGGUCUUUAUAUAUUUACCAGCAGCUCUUAGAACACCCAGACCUAACUUUACUGAGAAAGCAGAAAGUGACCAUAGUGGAAACCCCCUGUUCUAGCCACUCCCAGGUUGGUGGAAGAGGAGCAUUUCAGAACAUUGCUGCUGCAUUUCUUGGCUGCUGUUACCUCUAAAAAUGCUGACUUUAGUUCUUUAAGAAUACUAUCCAUUUGGAACCCAGCUUUCUUUUUUCUUUUUUUCAAUGUAUUAGAAGUUCUUGGUGUAGAGAAAUUGGUAUGUGCUGUUUGUUACCUAGGGUGUAUGUCCUGUCAAAUGCCAAAGGCUAACUUCUGUGAAAUCUUUAAAGAAAUGGUCCCAACAAUGUAACUUCAUUUCUGAUGACAGUUCAAUUUGCUUUACAUAAAAAAUGUCUUUUAAAAAAAGGCAACUGAUUAAAACAACGUGGCCAGCACCAUUA
Messenger RNA from Mus musculus (house mouse), 4077 nucleotides. It is a transcript of the gene Cfap36, whose product is annotated as cilia and flagella associated protein 36. Lineage: Eukaryota; Metazoa; Chordata; Mammalia; Rodentia; Muridae. The record is from RefSeq and is a predicted model, not a curated record. Gene Ontology annotation, cellular component: cilium; motile cilium; ciliary transition zone. The transcript is spliced from 9 exons. Bases 533 to 1105 code for a protein of 190 amino acids.